AUGACCGACGCAAAAAAGCCCGCCGUCUUGAUUAUCGGUGGCCUCGGCUUCAUCGGUCGCCAUCUGGCACUCCAUAUCCAUGAGAAUAACCUGGCCUCCGAGGUCCGCAUUGUCGACAAGGUUCUGCCGCAACUGGCGUGGCUGGCUCCCGAAUUCGAAGAGGCCUGCUCCAAGGAGAAGUUUGUACAGGCAGACGCCAGUCGUGAACAACACCUCCCGCGUAUCUUCGACCGGGCCAAUGGCGAACAAUUUGACUAUGUGAUCAACUGCGGCGGCGAGACACGGCAUUCCCAACCCGACGAUGUCUACGAAGCCCGCAGUUGCAGCCUUAGCAUUACCCUGGGCAAAGAGGUUGCCAAGCGCGGUAUCUCUGCCUUCGUUGAGUGCUCGACUGCGCACGUCUACAAGAGCGGGUCCUCGCCGCGCAAGGAGGCCGACAAGUUGCAGCCGUGGCACAAGCUAGCCAAAUGGAAGUUGAAGGCCGCCGAGGAGUUGCUCAACUUCCCUGGCCUGCAGUACUGUGCCUUGCGCCUGCCGCACGUCUACGGCGCCUACGACCCAGGCUACUUUUCCGUGGCCAUCUGCCUGGCCCGUGUGCACAAAGAGAUGGAACAGGACCUCGAGUUGUUAUACUCCAAGGACAUCAAGGUGAACACGCUGCACGUCAAGGACGCGGCGAGUGCGCUCUGGAUGGCGGCCGAGUGGCGCGCCAGCAAGGGCAAACUGGACCGCAACGACGACUCCCUGCCGUCUUUGUUCAAGGACCCGAACAUGACGGUGGCCUUCAACGUCGUUGACCACAACGAAACCUCGCAGCAACACGUCGCCAACGCCCUGGCCGAGGUGUUCGACUUCAAGGUCUCCUUCCUCGGCUCGCUGGCCUCGCAGCUGGCCAAGAUGAACCUGGAUGAUGUCGUGGACGAAAUGAACGAGGUCAGUCUGCAGGAGUGGGCCGAUCUGGUCGCCAAGAGCAAGAUCGAGCGGCCCGGGCCUAUCGGUCCGUUCCUGGAGCGCGAUGUGCUCAAGGACCAAGACAUGUCGAUUGACGGCUCGCUGUUCGAGUCGACAGUCGGCUGGAAGCCGAAGUAUGAGCACUUCGGCACCGAGAGCGUCCGCGAGAUAAUCGAGAGUUACAAGCGGAUGGGCUGGUGGCCGUAA
Molecule: messenger RNA, 1158 nt
Organism: Penicillium canariense
Lineage: Eukaryota; Fungi; Ascomycota; Eurotiomycetes; Eurotiales; Aspergillaceae
Product: NAD-dependent epimerase/dehydratase family protein
Exons: 3
Coding region: 1-1158 (385 amino acids)
Source: RefSeq, a predicted model, not a curated record